UCAAUAAUAUUUUUUUUUAAUUAAAUCAUUGGCUCACACUGUGUACUGCAACGCAUCACUGAAUGAUUGAAUUCUGUGUUCCAAUGCAACAUGCAAAUGAAACCCAGUUUACCCUAAAUCUCUUUCUACCCUAAUUUAAUCUCACCUUACUUCUAACAAUCUCUUCUUCUCUCCAAUGGCGCCAAGACGACGUCCCGUAAAGAAAGGAGAGAGCCGAAUGGAUGCAGCUCUCGACGCCAUGGCUCCUUUCGGUUUCCCUAACAAGCUCGUUCGUCGAACCGUUGAUCAACUACUCGAAGUUUAUGGCGGCAAGGAUGGUUGGGUCUUCAUUGAAGAUUCAGCUUACACUCUUCUCAUCAAUACCCUUCUGGAACAUCAACAAGAACAAGAUCAGGAUUGUUUGAUAGAGAAUAAUCCAGAAAAUAGUACCAAUGAGGCAUCAGCUGCUGGUUGCUCAAACAGAAACCUUCUCCUACCUUGCUCUAACCCGGAAGCUUCCGAUGAUGCACCAAUAACUAAUCAGGCCGUUGACACUAUAUCAGCAGCCAGUGAAACCGGUAACUAUCUUCCUAUAGCUGUAGACACCACAACAGGUACAAGCAAAGCUGUUAUUGGACUUCCCAUCACAGUUGACACUUCAGCAGCCCCCAGUCGACCUAGUAAUCAACUUUUCAUUAUGGCUGUAGACACUGCAACAGCUACAAGCAAAACUGUUAACAGAAUUCCCAUUAAGCCCGACAACACUUCAGCAACCAAACACCAACCUGGUAGUCAACCUUCAAUUAAGGUUGUAGACACUGUAUCAGCAAUCAAUGAAAUUAACAACCAAGUGUCCAGUAAGUCUAUUGUAGACACUGUAUCAGCAGACAAUAAAUAUGAACCUCCUCAGACAAAGUCCUCUCAGCCUAUUGGGAAGCUUUGUCACAAGAGGCGUAGACCUUGCCAUGGUUGGAUUUCUAGUGAUGAUGAAGAGGAGGAUCUAAUAGAACUACCUGCAACAAAUAAGUUGUGAAUAAUGGGGUAAAUUAGUGUAAACAGAGCAGGAUAUUAUUACACUUGAGUAGUCUAAGAGCAGUUUCAACUUAGCUCCAAGGUUUGGAAAGUGACAUUGCUACAUGCCCUUGCUUGUCUAUAAUACGGGCAUGGUGUACUAAUACUAGACUGUUCAUCAGACCAUCGUAUGGUUCAACAACAAUACUUGUCUUCACUAUAUAAAUUUUUUGGUUAAUUAUACAACUUUUCUGGUUUA
Molecule: messenger RNA, 1249 nt
Organism: Lathyrus oleraceus (garden pea)
Lineage: Eukaryota; Viridiplantae; Streptophyta; Magnoliopsida; Fabales; Fabaceae
Exons: 5
Coding region: 176-1012 (278 amino acids)
Source: RefSeq, a predicted model, not a curated record